UUGUUUUGUAACCCCAAUAUUGAUAUUUUGUAAAUAAAAAAUAUGACCUCAAUUAAUCAUGUAAAUUCCCUGCACUUGUCAUAGAUAUCUACAUGAUGUCCAAAAAAAAUAUCCAGUCCAAGGUUCUAAUGUUGAAUGCCAUAUUGAUGUCCAGCUUAAAUCAUGGUUGGACCUCCAAAUUGUGGAAAAAGUUAAAAAGCAGUACAGACCUCCAGAAUUGGUCAUGGACCAACAGACCCAAUAAAGACAUGAUCUCUCUAACAGCAGUGAUCCAAACACAGCAGACUGUGCUGGCAGCAGUGGGAGAAGAUGCUGAAUUCAGCUGUCAGCUCUUGCAGACUAAAGACGUCCUUCAGGUCACAUGGCAGAAAAUCUCACAUGAUGUGGAGACAAAUGUUGCCAUGUACAACAAGCAGUUUGGUCAGAGAAUGAAUGAUGGCUUUACAGAUAAAUUCAAGUUUAAAUAUCAUGGACUACAGAACUGUUCCAUAGUCAUCAGGAAUGUGACGGAGCAGGAUGAAGGCUGCUAUCACUGUCUGUUUAACACUUAUCCCGAAGGCUCCUUCACUGGUAAAACCUGCCUCCAAGUCUAUGAGCUGCAUGAACCUGUUGUUGAUGUCAGAGAGUCAAACUCUACUGAAGAGUGGGUUGUUUCCUGUUCAGCCACUGGUCGACCGGCUCCCACUGUAACACUCAGUGUCUCACAACAAGACCUCAACUUCUCACAGUACAACACUGUCAGUGUGUCCAACACCAACGCUACAUUCACUGUCACCACUACAGCUGUGCUCUCAGGUUCACGUAAACACAGCACACAGGUGGGAUGUGCAGCACGAGUGCUCUCUGCUCCUCACAGAGAGGUGAUGGUGACGAUUCCUGAGGUCCAAAAAACAUCUGUUGGUGGUUUUUCCUCAAUCACUGUAAUAGCUGUAGUAGUGCUGGUGUUGGGGUUCGUCUUUUUCAGUUGCUCCACUUUGCUGCUUGAAGAAAAGUUACCUUUUCACUUUCUACUUAAUGGAACCCAAUAAGGAUUGAAAUACUUCAAAAGUCAACCAAUGACAUUGAUGUGUAAGACU
This is a messenger RNA of Oreochromis aureus, 1076 nucleotides long. RefSeq names its product OX-2 membrane glycoprotein-like. Gene Ontology annotation, molecular function: cell-cell adhesion mediator activity. The record is from RefSeq and is a predicted model, not a curated record. The transcript is spliced from 5 exons. Bases 93 to 1028 code for a protein of 311 amino acids. Lineage: Eukaryota; Metazoa; Chordata; Actinopteri; Cichliformes; Cichlidae.